Messenger RNA from Panthera uncia (snow leopard), 1235 nucleotides. RefSeq names its product methionine sulfoxide reductase B1 (gene MSRB1). NCBI's taxonomy places the organism in Eukaryota, Metazoa, Chordata, Mammalia, Carnivora, Felidae. Gene Ontology annotation, molecular function: peptide-methionine (R)-S-oxide reductase activity. The transcript has 4 exons. The record is from RefSeq and is a predicted model, not a curated record.
CCGGCUGGGGGGCAGUCGGCCAGUGGCCUCGGAUCUGUCCGAGGAAGCGGUUGCCCCGCGGUACUGCCGGCGCCAUGUCGUUCUGCAGCUUCUUUGGGGGCGAGGUUUUCCAGAACCACUUUGAGCCAGGUGUCUAUGUGUGUGCCAAGUGUGGCUACGAGCUCUUCUCCAGCCGCUCAAAGUAUGCACACUCGUCCCCGUGGCCGGCCUUCACUGAGACCAUUCAUGCUGAUAGUGUGGCCAAGCGUCCGGAGCACAAUUCGCCUAAAGCCUUAAAGGUGUCCUGUGGCAGGUGUGGCAAUGGGCUGGGACAUGAGUUCCUGAACGAUGGCCCCAAGCCGGGACAGUCCCGCUUCUGAAUAUUUAGCAGCUCGCUGAAGUUCAUCCCGAGAGGCAAAGGAACUGCCUCUCAGGAGCCGUAGGCGGGCAGCACAUACUUACUCUAGCCGGACACUGUGCUGUGGCCGCUCUCCGGCCGUCCAACCUCGGAAUUGGAACCCCAGACAUCCAGACGGGGCGGGGAGGGGGGCUGGCUGAAGCGUCAGGAUCUCGGCUCUGCACAGCUUCUCCUGAAGGCACUGCUCUGGCAGGAUGGCCCACGCCCUGCUGCCCCGGGGUGGGCCCGGAGGGCUCCGCUCACGUGGGAGUCUCAGGGAGGUGGGCUGGAAGCCUAGCGGGUCUCUGCAUGACGGUACAACCCCACCUUCUCUUCUCCGCAGCCCCCUGCCCCCUCCCCGUCUGUCUGGACUCACCCCCGGGGGACCCGAUUCUGAGCCUGGCUCUGGCCCUCGCCGAAGCUCAUUCCCAUCUCCCCCAGGCUGGGCCGUGAGGCAGGGUGCGGAGGGAGGCAGCCCUCGCCGGCUGCUCCGGCCCUGGUCACUACAUGAUUCACUCUGGUCAAAGCCUUCCAGGCAGCCAGAGUGGUGAUGAUCUGUGACGGCUGGCGGGGCAGGCCGGGGGCCAGACUUCUGGUCUCCCAGUUACGAGAGGAGAGAUCCUGAACCCGGUUUCACCACCUUGCCUCACUCGGGCUUAGGAAAGUGGCUGUUGCUCCAUUUCCUGGAUUGUGCAAGGCCGGGGCCCACAGCCCGCACCUUCCCGGGAAGCAGCGACUGUGCCUUCCUGUACCCGCUCUGAAGCCCUUGCUGUCCGGGAAGGUGGGUGAUGCCGAAGCCCCCUCCCGUCUUAACUCCUGUCUCGAGUAAUCAGGAGAUCAGUAAACAAACGGAACACGG